UGGCGGUCUCACUCUCAACCAACCCACUCUCACCCAACCAACACACUCUCACACACUCUCACUCACUCACUCUCACUCAACUCCAGAGCAUGAGAGACUGAACUUCUUGGCACUCCUCAUAAUAUACCACCCCCCUGACAAUAUAAAACAACCCUUCUUCCCGAAGUUCCCCUCGUCUGAACCCAGCUCGCUGAUCUGAAGCGAAAUCUUGUUGGUUGGAAUAAAAGAGAGAGAGAAAGAGAUCUCAAGCUUCGCUCGAACAUAUUAAUUUAUACACUAUGACCAUCACCCUCUCCUCACUCUUCCACAACCGAUCAACACUCGCACUAGUCACCGCAGAACCAUCAUCCUCAUCAAACGACUCACACAACAACACCCAACCUACUACUACUACUACUAGAAACAACCCAUAUCGAAAUCAGAACAACUCCCGAUUCACACUCUCCUUCAACAACCUCAUCAACCGAUCAAGAACCCAAAAACAAACCAACAACAACAACAACCAACCACUCAGCCUCAACACAACAACUGCCACCCAAACCAACAACUCAUCUCCCUCAUCUCAAUCCAGAAACCAAACCCAUCCGAGCCCACUCGAGAACUUGAUGCAGUUCUCACUCGGACCACCAAGCCCACCCACCUCACCCAUCAACCUACACCAUCCACCCCAACAACAACAACAACAACAACAAACCAACCAACAACAACAACAAUCAUCAUCCUCAGCUAUCACUGCCCCACAAAGAACCUCAUCAGCAGCAGCAGCUACCCUCCCUUCCACUAAAUCGAUCUACUUCCCAGGCUUACAGCUGCUAAGAAGCUCCCCAGUGCCCUGA
Messenger RNA from Puccinia graminis f. sp. tritici CRL 75-36-700-3, 836 nucleotides. RefSeq lists its product as uncharacterized. The transcript is spliced from 3 exons. The coding region runs from base 279 to 836 and encodes 185 amino acids. Lineage: Eukaryota; Fungi; Basidiomycota; Pucciniomycetes; Pucciniales; Pucciniaceae. The record is from RefSeq and is a predicted model, not a curated record.